UUCCUCUCUCUUUCUUCCUUUUUAGGACUUAUUUUUCCUUCGUACAUACUGUUUUCACUAAAUCAAUACAUUUCAUAACAAAAUAUUAUUUUCUUUCUUGUUUCUUUUCCUUAUUAUUUUGUACAAACAUAGAAGCUAUUUUACUCUACACUUUUUUUUGUCAAUUAGCUGCGCUAAGACCGUCGUUUUCUCUCUCUAUCGUUUCAGUCUCACGUACAAACCUCUCUUAAACAAUCCCGGUCUAUAUUUCAACCAGAACCCAUUCAUCUUUAUUAUUUCAACAGAAACAGAAACAACUAACCAAAAAAUGACAGCCAAACGGUGGUGGUCGCCAUCACACAUGCUCCCUCUCUACAUCCUAUUAUCUACCAUUCCAUUUGCAGUGUACGCUACUGCCAACACAUGCAUCACCAACGGUCAUUCACUGAAUCGCAGGGCCAAUAUACCUACCGACAGUAGCAGCUUGUACAAAGUAGCGCUAUUCAAACGCAACUCUUUGAAUGCUGCUGCUGCCUCUGCCUUGGUAGUGUCUGGCCGCCAGUGCACAUCCGAUAUGCAAUGUGUCGGAUACCGCAACGGUGAUCACGAUAAGCCUCAGGGAAUGGGUAAUGCUCAUGCUAUUGAUUCUUCGAGGCGAAAGGCGCGGCUGGGAGAGUACGCGUGUAUUGAUGGCACUUGCCGUUAUGUCGUUAAGUCUGGCGAGCUGUGUUUGAGAGCCAACGACUGCGCGGCUUUCCAGCUCAACCGCCGAUGGAAACUAGCGGCAUCGGCUCAAAACACAUCAUCCGCCAUCGGACAGAAUGCUGAGACUUUCGACGAUGACGACGACGAUCAGGCGCAGGCAUGGUGCGCGCCUCAGUUUUGCACGCUCGAGUCGACCUGCGGCGGCGCAUGGACUCUGCCGGGUGCUCCCCGAGACUUACCUCCAGGCGUUGAUGCUAGCAAAGCGCUCACCAAUGGCACCAUAUCCUGCUGCCGCGGAUUCCUGGACAACGCUCAGUGUGGCGUAUACAGCGGUGCCGUCGACACAUGCAGCAGCGGAUUCUCGUGCGUCACACCUAACAUUGUCGACCCCUCUGCCAUGGACGACAGAAUGGCCAUAUCGCGCAACGCUAUUGUCGAGCUCAGGCAGGCCGCCCUAGAGGACGGCAUGCCAAUGGGGAAGUGUGUCAGCCAGGAGCCGCACCAGCAAGUGUGGAUUGGCGUUCUGUUGGUGCUUAUUGGCGGUGCGACGCUCAAUAUAGGCUUGAAUUUGCAAAAGUACGCGUUUCGGAAGCGGCAGGAGAAUAUUGAGGCUGAUUCGGCUGACGCCGCAGCCAUUGCUGCGGACAAGACCACAGCGUUUUCACGGUCACCGUCUGCGCCCAGCGAAAUCUACUUUUACUCGUCCGAGGCUCUGAACACGCACCAGGGCGGGAUGGCAAAGAGAAAGUCGGCUGCGUAUUUGAAAGAGCUGGCGGAGGAUUGCCAUGCCACGCUGAAUGCCGCAUCCGUGGUGUUCCCUGUUUCGGCGGCCUCCAACAUGCGGAGAGCAGGAAACAACGCGGGCAUCCUGGAAAGUCGCGCUUCUGCGUCGUUUACUGAGGAUAACGGAAUCCUCGAGGUCUCGGAUGCGGCCUGUCGCGAGCAACACAGGCAACACGAGACAGUGAGCACCAAUGCUAAGCAGCUGUGCUUCAGUAGUUGCAAUAUGCCUGAAGACUUAGACGCACACCCAAUUAUCCCGGUCGCCGGGAGACAGCCUUGGCAGAGCAGGCUGCGCAACAAAAUUUUUGAGCGCAAGCUGCGCAACACGCCCUUCAGCAGCCCGGUCUGGGCUAUUGGCCUGGUCAUUUUUAUUCUCGGAAACGUGGUCAACUUUGUCGCUUUGCAGUUUGCGCCCCAGUCCCUGGUGGCCCCGCUGGGUGCCGUAUCGCUGGUGACCAAUGUCAUUAUUGCGCCCCUGUUGAACAACGAGAAGAUCAGCAUGUUUGAUAUUGGCGGUAUCGCGCUGAUUAUCGCCGGCUGUGUCAUUGUCGUGGUAUUCAGUGGAAUUGUUCAGCAGGACUAUCGGCUGUGUGUGCUUAUCCAGUUGCUUAAGGCCAAGCCAACCGUGCUUUACCUAUGCUUGAUUUUUGCCGCCAUCUUGGCCAUUUAUGUUUUCCUGUGGAGCAUCGAGAGAGGUAUGGCUCGGUAUCUCAUGGAAAACCACGAGAUCGGAGAUGGAGACGAUGCGGCCAAUGCUAGCAUUGCCAAUGCUGCUGACUCUGCUUCUGCACCCGGGCACCCUGCACUUGGGCAGAGCAACAAAAAGACCCGUCGGAGUUUGGACAAGAGUCUGGAAAAUACUGACAAAAAUAACAUUAGAGUCGGCCCGUUGGCCAUCCCGACAGCGCUAUGGACUGACGAAUUGUGGACCACCGUGUAUGCCCGCGCGGGCAGCGAGGACAAGGUUUUGCACAACAAGUCCGACGAGAAAAAGCAGCCGGUUGGCGAGCUUCCAGUUGGAAUCCACGCAUUUGAAGAUCCGACUGUGGUGCAGCAGGGACAGGGCAAGGCGUGGCAAUCGCGACUUGGCGAUAGCGGCGAUAUGAAUAAAGUCGAUAGCCAAAGACAACUGCGCAAUUUGCUGGCCAACAUGGAUAUGGACUAUGACCGACACGAUGAGGCCAAUACUACAAAUACCAGCAACGCUUUGCUGCACCAGAAGGCCCGCAAGAGGUUUGGUAAUACACGCCUGCAGUCUGCAUACGCUCGCGUGUGCUCAGUGCUGUUUACUCACCCGCUUAUGUGCCUCGACAGAUAUAUCCAGCCAAUCAGGCCGACGUCACGCUAUGUAAAGUACGGUCUUCCCCUGGCAUACGCAAGCCUGGGAUCAUUGAUGGCGACAUUGACCACGCUGUUUGCAAAGUCUCUCGUCCACCUGUUGUCUGUAUCAUUGUUUGAGCAUGAUAACCAGUUUACUAGUUUUAUCGCGUGGGGCAUUCUCUUAGUUACCGCUUUUACUGCCGCGUCGCAGGUAUACUGGAUUAACCAGGGGCUGCUGCGCUACGACGCCCUACUACAAGUUCCGGUGUUUUACGUUGUGUGGACGGUGUUUGACAUUAUUGGCGGCGGCGUGUAUUUUAACGAGUUUAAAAUGUUUACUACGCUGAAUUGUAGAACCGAAUACAUCAAACCUAUUUUAGCUUUCAUCCCAGUUGAAAAGCUAUUCUUGACAAUUUGGCGAUACGGAUUUAUGUGA
This is a messenger RNA of Kickxella alabastrina, 3223 nucleotides long. Its product is annotated as magnesium transporter NIPA-domain-containing protein. Gene Ontology annotation, biological process: magnesium ion transport. Lineage: Eukaryota; Fungi; Kickxellomycota; Kickxellomycetes; Kickxellales; Kickxellaceae. The transcript is spliced from 4 exons. The coding region runs from base 308 to 3223 and encodes 971 amino acids. Gene Ontology annotation, molecular function: magnesium ion transmembrane transporter activity. The record is from RefSeq and is a predicted model, not a curated record. Gene Ontology annotation, cellular component: membrane.